GGGGCCUUUUUUUUUUUCUUGUCUCGGCUGGCUGGAACAAAGGGUCCUGUAGUAUUAGUAAAUAGGUGGCGUCGCCCCCUAAACAAAUGACAUUUAAAACACUUCGUUGGGGAUUGCAAACUGACAGGAGCCAGGGCAACUAGCUGGAGAGUAGUUUUGCUCCCCGUCUCGUGUCGCCUCGUGGGGGACUAACGUUACAGGACCGACGGUCGGCGCUGGAGCUCUCGCCGUCCAGCUAGCAGCGAAGCUAGCUGGCUAGAAACACCGCGUUUCGGUGGACCUUUCUCUCCAGGCUGUUCGUCAAAGUCAUUCAAGCUGUACUCUCCUAAGGAGCCCCCCAACGGCGGCAGCUUUCCCCCCUUCCACCCAGGCGCUAUGCUGGACAGAGAUGUGGGGCCUACACCCAUGUACCCCCCAUCAUACAUGGAGCCAGGAAUGGGGAGACCCACACCGUACGGUAACCAAACAGAUUACCGGAUAUACGAGCUGAACAAAAGGCUACAGAACUGGACAGAGGACUGUGACAAUCUCUGGUGGGAUGCCUUCACCACAGAGUUCUUUGAGGAUGACGCCAUGCUCACUAUCACUUUCUGUCUGGAAGAUGGACCCAAACGAUACACCAUCGGCAGGACUUUGAUCCCACGAUACUUUCGAAGUAUUUUUGAGGGGGGCGCCACUGAGCUGUUUUAUGUUUUGAAGCACCCAAAGGAGUCCUUCCACAGUAACUUUGUGUCUCUCGACUGUGACCAAUGCACCAUGGUGACUCAAAAUGGCAAACCCAUGUUCACACAGGUUUGUGUGGAGGGCCGCCUGUAUUUAGAGUUCAUGUUUGAUGACAUGAUGAGGAUCAAGACGUGGCACUUCAGCAUCAGACAACACAGAGAAGUCCUACCAAGGAGCAUUUUGGCUAUGCAUGAUCCGCAAAUGCUCGAUCAGCUGGCUAAAAAUAUCACCAGAUGUGGGCUGUCCAACUCCACACUUAACUACCUCCGUCUGUGUGUGAUAUUGGAGCCCAUGCAAGAGUUGAUGUCAAGGCAUAAGACCUAUAGCUUGAGCCCGAGAGACUGCCUGAAGACUUGUCUCUUCCAAAAGUGGCAAAGAAUGGUAGCACCUCCAGCUGAGCCAGCCAGACAAGCUCCAAACAAGCGGCGGAAAAGGAAGGUGUCCGGUGGAAGCACCGUGAGCUCCGGCGCAGGCAGCAAUAACAACACCAACAGCAAAAAGAAGAGUCCAGCCAACAGCUUUUCUCUCUCCAGCCAGGACGUGAUGAUGGUGGGAGAGCCCACUCUGAUGGGAGGGGAGUUUGGUGACGAGGACGAGCGUCUGAUCACACGACUGGAGAACACGCAGUUCGAUGGGGCGAAUGGCCUGGAGGAUGAGGACAGUUUCAACAGCUCGCCUGCACUUGGGGCACACUCGCCCUGGAACAACAAGGCUCCCUCCAGUCAGGAGAGCAAGAAUGACAACUCCCAGUCGUCCCAGUAGAGUGCUGAGGUCUCAGCCAGUCCCUUUUUUUCAAUGCUUAAAUCCUACUGGGAUCCACCUGAGCCAACACACUAGCGAGAGGAGUCAGUGAGGGUGGCCUCGAGCACUUGUGUUUAAUUAAUUUUUGUUUGUUUUGUUCCGUCAUGUUCAUUUUAUGACGAAAGGAGUGGUUAGGAAAAGGGACAAUAGCUGAAUGGACUGAUAAAGCUCUUAACUGUCACAUGAAGGACAGGUCAGCAGCAUCCCACCCGCUCCCUCACAUUGUUGCACAUGAUCAGUGGUGCUCAGCCUUGGCCCUUGUCUGCUCGGCUCCAGUCAGUCCUCUCAGAGUAGUGGUGAGACUGGCGGGGUGGGGGUGUGUCUGCAUGUGUCUUUACCCCCCAUCGUAGCUCACCACAGCGUUUGAGCCAAAGUUGGCAUGUCCUGUUGUCCGAGUGCUCGCCAUGGCGACCAUGUCAGUGGGUUCUUGUUCCAACCUCGGGUCUCUCAGGCAUGCGUUUUCCUUGACGACGCACCACGUUGUUUCUGUUGUGCUCAUGUCACAGGGAAGAAAUGCUUAGCUUUUAUUUAACUUAUUUUUUUGCAGGCUGCAGAAAACUGUGUGCACUCUUAGUAUCAAAAUUCAACGUUCGGUUUUUAAAAACUCAAUUAUUUGUUUUUGUAGGACCUGGUUGGAACAAAAACCUGUACAGUGCCGGAGCUUGAGGACCGGAGUUGAGAACCACUACGCUAAAUCUUAAACACACACAUGCAUGCACACAUACAUACAUGCAUACAUACAUACAUACAUGCACACAUACAUGCAUACAUACAUACACACACACACACACACACACACACACACACACACACACACACAUACAUACAUACAGACGCAUACAUGCAUCCAAACAAGUACACACACACACACACACAUUGAGGUACUGGAGAGAGGUGGUACGCAGCAUGUCUGGACCAGAGCCCCAGAUGCUACAGAAGUGUGUUUUCAUUUUCUAUGUUUUAGACUUGUUUUGAAUUGUUUUUAUUUUUGUAAACAAUUUCUAAAAAAUAAAUAGACAAGCAAGCAAACAAAAACACCCCAGAAUAUUCUUUGCACUGUUUUCCACAAGUAACUCCAAUCUAUUUUUCUUAUGAAUUGACGGUGUAUUUCUUUUCUAUUAUUGCUAAUGUAAGACCUGUAAAACAUCUGAACUCUGCAGUAUAUUAAUGUAUACGUAAUGCUGUUAGAUCAUUCUUAUUGUGAUGUUAAUAACUUCCAUGUAAGUCAAUGCUUAAUAUAAUGUCAUCCAUCCGUGUCAAUCACGCUGUCAUCAGGUCCAUUGGCUUCAGUGCUAGACAACAAGUUGGGGAGAAGGAGGCUCGUGUUUUCAUACUGUACGCCAUCUUGUCUGAUGUGAGUACAAAGGCACACUGAAACCAUUUCCCCAUUAGUUUUCCAUCCAGGGCCCGUUCUGGAUCUGUUGACUUGUCAUUGCAGAACUGUUUGCUUUGUCUUGAAAUCUCUAUCUGGGGCUCUUCAGAGAAAACUUCUCAAAUUUGCUACUCAAAAAUAUUUUAAAAAGUUUUGACAGGAUUGUAAAAUAAGAAAAAAAGACUUUUGUAUUAACUUAAGUUUCCCAGAAAUGUUUUUAAUUACAAUUAAGAAAGCUGCAGACCAAGGAGCUACAUGUAAAGAUUCUUUAGAUAUUGAUUACACUGUGCUGUUUGUUUUAUGACGAAUCAUUUUGGUGGCUUUACUCCUCAUAUUUGUGUCUGUGCUUGUAUAUUUUUAGGUAGUCAUUUCUGUAAAAGUCAUUAUAUGUAUUCCUCCCUAGAAUUACGAGAAACUCAAUCUAAUGUAAAGAGAUUAAAAGCCUCUUAAAAGUUGUUGUUUUUUUUACGUGAUUUUUAAUGGUACAAUCACUGAAAAAGAAUUUUGCCCUCAUUUUAGCAAACUGUAUUUAUUUUUCUAUGUAUUGACAUGCUGUUUAGCUCCAACCCACCUGUACUAUACUCAUGAUAUAUGUAGAAGUUUGUUGGGCUGCUGAGUCAGUAAACGCUUAUACAGGUCAUCCCAUUACUUGUGUUUUUUGACAUGUGGCUCCCAGUUCUGGCCAGUUCAUCACAAUGGUUCAGUAUGUUCACAUUAAAGAGACAUUUAAUGGCCAUUUUCUGCUGUUGCAGAUACCUGGUCUAUCUGAAAACUUGUCAGAUGAACUGAAAAUCAAUAAAUAACCACAUUUGGAGAAA
Molecule: messenger RNA, 3714 nt
Organism: Cyclopterus lumpus (lumpfish)
Lineage: Eukaryota; Metazoa; Chordata; Actinopteri; Perciformes; Cyclopteridae
Gene: ldb1a
Product: LIM domain binding 1a
Exons: 11
Coding region: 376-1485 (369 amino acids)
Biological process (GO): nervous system development; negative regulation of transcription by RNA polymerase II; positive regulation of transcription by RNA polymerase II
Cellular component (GO): nucleus; transcription regulator complex
Molecular function (GO): LIM domain binding
Source: RefSeq, a predicted model, not a curated record